Molecule: messenger RNA, 787 nt
Organism: Raphanus sativus (radish)
Lineage: Eukaryota; Viridiplantae; Streptophyta; Magnoliopsida; Brassicales; Brassicaceae
Exons: 3
Coding region: 383-787 (134 amino acids)
Molecular function (GO): zinc ion binding
Source: RefSeq, a predicted model, not a curated record
CAUCCCAACUAAAGUAAUGUAUGACUAACUACACCAAGUAUAUGAUACGCAUGGCAACAUCCUCGAACUAUAUGAUGCUAUGUAACUGACAUCAUUAGCCUAAUUACAGUAGCCGGAGAAAGACACGUGGAUGUCGGAGACUUAAUACUGUUAACUCUCCCGUUAAUUUGAUUUUAAACCAAGCUAAUUUACUUUAAAUUCAACCAGACCCAGACCAAAUAAAAGAAAAACAAUUUGGGUCUGGUUAUUUAAAAUCGACCCAAAACAAAAUAGUAACCCGACCCGAUCUGUUUCUUCUCUUCCUCUAUUUCUUCUUUCAUCGUGAAACAGAGACAUUUAACCUAAAUUGAAGUCGAAUCCAGCAACUACACAGAGGAAUCAGAUGGAUCUAAGCUCGGGGUCAUCAAGCAAUAGAAGGAACAGAGGUUAUGGUAAUCGCAGAGUAUGUGCUUGUCAGUUGCCUGCAAAGAUUUUCACAGCUUGGACAGAUAAGAAUCCUGGUCGGAGGUUCUAUGGGUGUGAAUUGUACAAGGAAGGGGAGAAUAACCAUUGCUCUUACUUUGCGUGGCUUGAUGAAGAAGAAGUGAAAGGUUGGGCUAAGAGAGCUUCGAUUCAAGCUCGAGAUGAAAUAAGAGAGAAGAAGAAACAGAUCAAUGAACUUACGGCCACCGUCAAUGAUCUAACGGCCACUGUCAAUGCACUUCGUAUGGAGUUGGAGCAGCAGAAGGUGGAGAAACCAGGUUCUCGUGAAAUGGUUGUGUAUCGUCCAACUGAGCUUCCUCAUUAA